AUGGCUCUCUUGCUCGGCGCGCUGCUCGCCGCCGUGGCAACCGCGGCGAACCUGCGCGCGCCGCCGCCUUCGCUGCUCGACACGCUCAAAUCCUACACGCGCGUCGACGUCGCGCACGCCGACGGCGCGGCGCUCGGCGCCGACGAAUCCUUCCGCGACGCCGUCCGGCUCCGCAUCUCCGGCGCGGGCAUCGACGUCGUGCUCGACCUGGAGCGCGACUCUUCCGCCUUCCACGCGAACUACAAGGAGCUCGCGCUCGACGGCGCCGGCGGCGUCGUCGUCGCGCGCGCCGGCCGCCGCGGCUGCGCGUACCGCGGCGCGGCCGCCGGCGUCGUCGGCGGCGCGCCGGCGUCCGGCCGCGCGACGGCGUGCCUCGGUGCGGCCUUCGACGGCGUCCUCGCCCUCGGCGACCGCGUCCUCGACGUGCGGGCCGCGCCCGGCGGCCACGUGGCCUACGACGCCCACGCCGACCGGAAGGGCGAGCCGGGCACGUGCGGCGUCGACGGUCGCCACUACGCGCCGGGCGCCGGCGGCCACGACCACGGCGAGGGCCGCGAGGGCGACGACCACGGCGAGGGCCGCGAGGGCCACGACCACGGCGAGGCCCACGACCACGACGACCACGACGACCGCGGCGAGGCCCACGACCACGGCGACCGCGACGAGGCCCACGACCGUCGCGGCGACCGCGCCCGGCGCCUCGCCGCCGGCGAGUGCGACGACGGCGCGACCAAGUACCUCGGCGUCGUCGUCUUCAACGACGAGUCGCGCUACGCGACGCGCGGCGUCGACGUCGAGGCGCACAGCGCGGCGGUGCUCGACGUCGUCCACAGCAUCUACGGCGACGAGGCGCCCUUCGGCCUCUACGACGGCGCCACGGUCAAGUGCCGCGUCGUGCCCGUCGUCGUCGGGCAGAUGACGUGGCGCGACGGCGACCCGGCGGAGGUCGACUACGCGGCGGGCGACGCGUGCGACGCGUGCGGCGACGCCUGCGGCGCGGGCGAGGUCUCCGCGAGCUGCCUCCUGUCGUCCUUCGCCGCGUACGCCGACGACCAGCGCGACGCCAUCGAGGCGACGCUCGGCGCGUCCAUGGACGUCGGGCUCCUGCUGACGUCGCGCGACUUGGACGGGUCGACGGUGGGCCUGGGCUACGUGUCCGGCAUGUGCCACGGCGGCUUCUCCGCCGCCAUCGCGUCCGUGGGCUCCGGCGAGCUCGGCUACGCCGCGGCCGUCGUCGCGCACGAGCUGGGCCACAACUUCGGCAUGGAGCACGACGCCGUCGGCGACGACGGCGCGCCCGCGUACCUCAUGUCGGCGUCGACGCCGCAGGCGCCCUCGGGCACGAACCUCCAGUUCUCCGCCGCGUCGCGGUCGUCCGCGGCGGCCUACUUCGAGGACACCUACGGCGUCGGCCCCGUCGACGCGUGCCUCGACGACGCGGAGGAGCCGUCCUGGGACGCGGCGAUCUGCGGCGACGGCAUCGUCGACGCGGGCGAGGCCUGCGACGUGGGCCUCUUCAUCGAGGACGCGUGCUGCCGCGACGACUGCUCGCUCGAGCCCGGCUGCGAGUGCGCGGCCGCGGACGCGUGCUGCGACGGCGGCCUCUUCGCGGCCGCGGGCACGGUCUGCCGCGCGGCCGUCGACGACGCCUGCGACGACGAGGAGACCUGCACGGGCGCCUCCGGCGACUGCCCCACGGACCUCUACAGAUCCGCGGGCACGGCCUGCGACGACGUCGUGCAGGAGGCGCACUUCGACGGCGGGCGCGCGGUCGCCGGCCAGUGCUACGCGGGCGACUGCGUGUCCCUCGAGGACUCGUGCGUCGACCUGGAGAUGGACGACGAGCCCGCGGUCUACCCCUGCGUCGAGCUCUCGGACUGCGCGCGCGUGCUCUGCUCGAACAAGGAGAGCGGCGCCCGCCAGUGCAUCAACCGGGGCCUCGCCGUGCGCGACGGCACGCCCUGCGGCGACGGCGGCGCGUGCUUCGCCGUCGGCUACGAGGCGGGCUUCGCCCUGACCGUCGACGACGGCGCGGGCGACGGCGACGGCGACGGCGGCGGCGCCGACGACCUCUGCGUCGACCCGUCGACGCUGGCGACGUACCACUGGGACACGGGCGCCGACGGCUGCGCCGCGCCCAGCUGCCGCACGGAGGAGGGCGCGGCGGCCGGCGACGAGCGCUGCGACGACGACCCCCCGGGCUCCCCCGCGCGCUGCUCCCACCCGCCGACGGGCACGCCCGCGCCGACGGGCACGCCCGCGCCCUCGCCCGGGCCCAGUCCGCCGCCGACGCCGGCGCCCUCGGCCUCCCUCGCGCCGACGGCGUCGCCGCACGGCGCGGCGGACGACGACGACGGUGGCCCGCCGUACCUCGAGGCCUGGAACGACCUCGACUUCCCCAUGAAGAUGGGCGCGAUCCUCGCGGCCGUCGCGGCCCUCGCGCUGCUGUGCCUCGGCGCGGGCAGGUGCUGCGGCGCGGGCCGGGGCCGCCCCCGGGCGCGGGGGCACCCGGGGCGGCGCCAGUUCGAGCUCGCGGACGUCGCGACGCCCGCGUCCCCCGCCGCGCCGAUCCCGCCGCUCGCGCCGCCGAGCCGCCGCCAGCCGCAGAUCGACGUGCGGCGCUCCACGCGCCAGCCGCGGGCGCCGCCGCCGGCCGCGCCGCCGUCGACGAUCGGCGCCACGAUCGACGCCUACGACCGCAACGCGCGGGGCCCCGACUUCGGGCCCCGCUGA
Aureococcus anophagefferens is the source of this 2733-nucleotide messenger RNA. RefSeq lists its product as hypothetical. Gene Ontology annotation, molecular function: metalloendopeptidase activity. Lineage: Eukaryota; Pelagophyceae; Pelagomonadales; Pelagomonadaceae. The record is from RefSeq and is a predicted model, not a curated record. The coding region runs from base 1 to 2733 and encodes 910 amino acids. The transcript has a single exon. Gene Ontology annotation, biological process: proteolysis.